Capsicum annuum is the source of this 1869-nucleotide messenger RNA. Its product is annotated as zeatin O-glucosyltransferase-like. Bases 20 to 1459 code for a protein of 479 amino acids. Gene Ontology annotation, molecular function: UDP-glycosyltransferase activity. The transcript has a single exon. Lineage: Eukaryota; Viridiplantae; Streptophyta; Magnoliopsida; Solanales; Solanaceae. The record is from RefSeq and is a predicted model, not a curated record.
CAUAUACUUUUCCAAUUCAAUGGCUCCUAGUUGCAACCAUAGCCAAAAUGUUCAUCAAUUGCCACAACAAGUAGUAGUUGUUGUGGUUCCAUUUCCAGCACAAGGCCAUUUGAACCAACUUCUUCAUUUUUCUCGUUUAAUUUCAUCAUAUAAUAUACCAAUCCAUUAUAUUACCACCACAACUCAUAGUCGUCAAGUCAAUUUUCGAGCUCAUGGUUUCAAAUCAACGAAAAAUAUUCAAUUUCACGAAUUUCCUACCCCGAUUUUUACCUCUCCUACACCUAGAAACAACCCGAAUAAUAAUUCAUCAAUCAACAAAUUCCCUUCACAUCUUCAACCUUGUUCUCAAAUUUCCACUAACCUUCGCAACCCUGUUGCAAAUAUUCUCCACACUCUUUCACAUAAAUCGCGCAGAAUUAUUAUCAUCCACGACUCAUUAAUGGGGUCCGUGGUACAAGAUUAUCGCGCUAUUCCAAAUGCAGAAGCCUACACUUUCCAUAGCGUAUCAGCUUUCACUCUAUUUUUGUACGUGUGGGAAAGUCUAGGAAAACCAUUUUUUAUCGAUUCAGAUAUGAUAAAAGACCUCCCAUCGAUCGAUGGUUGUUUUAGCCCCGAAUUUAAUACAUUUGUUCGUUCUGAACAUGAGUAUAGUAAGUUUAAUUCUGGCAAGAUAUAUAACACGUCAAGAGUUAUUGAAGGUCAUUUUCUUGAUUUGCUAUCAAAAGAACAAAUCAAUAAAGGCAAAAAGCAGUGGGCUCUUGGUCCAUUUAAUCCUAUUACAAUCUUAGGGUCCACACUACAACAACAACAACAAAGACACAAAUCAUUGACUUGGUUAGACAAACAAGUAGCAAAGUCAGUAAUUUUUGUGUCAUUUGGAACCACAACUUCAUUCUCUCAUGAACAAAUCAAUGAGAUUGCAAUGGGGUUAGAACAAAGCCAACAAAAAUUCAUUUGGGUAUUGCGAGGCGCGGAUAAAGAAAACGCUUUCUCAGAAGAUGUCAUGGAGAGAAUCGAACUGCCAAAAGGGUUCGAAGAGAAAGUAAGAGAUAGAGGAAUUGUGGUUACAGACUGGGCUCCACAACUAGAAAUCCUGGCACAUUCUUCGACAGGAGGGUUUCUGAGUCACUGUGGAUGGAACUCCUGCAUGGAAAGUAUCUCAAUGGGAGUUCCUUUAGCCACGUGGCCAAUGCAUUCAGAUCAACCUAGGAACGCGGUGCUAAUAACGAAAAUACUGAAAAUAGGGUUAGUUAUUAAGGAUUGGGCUCAACGAGAUGAAUUGGUGCUUUCAAAUAAGAUCGAAAAAGUUGUGACUACUUUAAUGGCAUCAAAAGAAGGAGAAGAAAUGAGAAAAAGAGCACAAGAGUUGAGUUUUGGUGUGAAGAAAGCUGUGGGGGAAAAUGGUGUCACAAAAAAUGAGUUUGAUUCUUUCAUUGCUCAUAUUACUAGAGGAAUUUGACAAACGUAUAUAUUUUUAUGAUCAUAUCUGACUGGGGAUCUAUCGAAAACAGUUUCUCUCUACUUCAUCUGAGGUAUUUUUAUGAUCAUAAUAUAUUGUUCGGACUCGUUAAAUAUAUCCACAAGGGUGAUGCAGCAUUUUUGGAGAGUUGAACAACUUAGAUUAAGUGAUAUGAGAUAGUUUCGAUGUAAUAGUAAGAGUCCAUGCAUUGUUAGUAGCGUACGCAGUAUUUUUCAUAAGUGAUAUAUAUCGAUAUCAAAAAAAAGUGAAAAAAUGAAUAUGUUACUGUCAUGACAGGCAGUGUCUUUUUUUUUUUCUUUUAAUGAUCAUAAUGAAUAUGUUAAUUAUAAUGGCAAGACGUGUUGCCUUUUACAAAAUUUAUAUCAAAUAUUUUCAUUUUACUUAUUACC